AUGGACCCCGCGACGGCGGCCAUGGGCUCCCUCCUCCCCAAGCUGUUCGAGCUCCUCCACGGAGAAUACAAGCUGCAGAAGGGCGUGAAGAAAGAUGUACAAUUUCUCGAGAGGGAGAUGAGGAGCAUAGACGCCGCACUCCGCAAAGUGGCCAUGGUGCCGCGUGACCAGCUCCAUGACAACUCCAAGAUCUGGGCCAAUGAUGUCAGGGAGCUGGCAUACGAGAUGGAGGAUGUGAUUGAACGCUUCAUGGUGGGCGUCCAGGGCUUCGAGCCCGCCGCUAACCCCGACGGCUUCAAAGGGUUCGUGAAGAAGGUGGCCAGCUUGUUCACAAAAGGCAAGGCGCGCCACCAGAUCGCCGAUGCAAUCAAAGGCAUCAAGGAUCAGGUCCAGCAGGUGGCGGAUCGACGCGACCGGUACAAGAUUGAUGAUGUUGAGGCAAGUCAGGCUACUGCAACCACCGUUGACCCUGUGGACCCUCGCUUGAUGGUCCAGUUCAAAGAUCAGAGAGAGCUUGUUGGCAUCGAGGGGCCAAGAGACGAGCUAAUCAAGAGGCUGGCAGAUGAAGAUGAUUGUGUGUCCAAGCAGCAGCUCAAGAUCCUCUCGAUCUUCGGAUUUGGAGGACUUGGCAAGACGACUCUUGCCAGAGCAGUUUACGACAAAAUACAAGCAGAAUUCGUAUGCAAGGCUUUUGUUUCUGUCGGUCAGAAGCCUAAUCUGAAGAAUGUUCUGAUAAGUAUUCUCCUCCGAAUUGAAAAAGCCUCUUGUCACAAUAUUACACUCUUAGAUGAGGUACUGCUCAUUGAAAAACUCCGAGAACUGCUUACGAACAAGAGGUACCUCAUCAUCAUUGAUGAUAUAUGGGAUUUGAGUUCAUGGGAUAUAAUCAAAUGUGCUUUUACUAAUAGUAAGUGUGGAAGCAGAGUAAUCACAACUACUCGUAUCUUUGAAGUGGCAAAAGAGGCAGGUGACAUUUACAAGCAAGAACCUCUUUCUGAUGGUAGAUCGAAGGAAUUGUUCUGUAUGAGAUUAUCUAUUGGCAAAAGCAAAAGCCCUUAUCAUGAAUCGGUUAAGAUAUCUGAGAAGAUAUUGCAGAAAUAUGGUGGCAUACCACUAGCUAUCAUUACAAUAGCUAGCUUGUUGGCUAGUAAACCAGUAACAGACUGGCCUGGGGUCUAUGACUCUAUUGGUUUUGGGAACGAAGAUAACAAAGAAGUGGAUACCACAAGAAAGAUAUUGCUAUAUAGCUACUAUGAUCUUCCAUAUUAUCCACGGCUUUGCCUAUUGCACCUAGGCAUAUACCCCGAAGAUUAUGAGAUAAAAAAGGACACUUUAAUUUGGAAGUGGGUGGCUGAAGGAUAUGUCCAUGAGGAACUAGGAAAAGGAUUAUUUGAGGUUGGAGAGAGAUACUUCAACAUGCUCAUAGAUAGAAGCAUGAUCCAGGCAGUGGAGAGGCCAUAUUAUAGCAUCAUAUAUGCUUGUCGUGUGCAUGAUUUGGUACUUGAUAUGAUUCAUUUUCUCUCAGAAGACGAAAGUUUUGUUACUGCAUCGAACAGUAACAGGACAUCUCCGCGUACCACUGCUCAUAGGUUAGCCAUAAAUAAUGAAGUCAUAGAGCAGGAUGGAUCUGUGGCUAACAUGAGCAUGAAGCAGGUGAGGUUAUAUAGUGCCACCAUGUGUCACUUUAGUAUGUUUCCAUUGCUUUCAAACUUUAAAGCUCUACGUGUGUUGGCUUUAGAAGACUGCACUUUCAUGGGAAGUGAGCGCUAUGUGAAGCCGGAAAAUUCUCCCUAUCAUCUUAAUUAUCUUGGGAGGCUGAUUCACCUGAGGUACCUUGGGUUCUCGGACCGGCUGGUUGGGUUCUCCCUGCCUGGGAUCUCCAUGCCGCUUAUCUUAGAGGUCCCUGAAGAAAUAGGGGAUCUAAGAUUUUUGCAGGUACUGGACUUGGGCAGAAUUGGCAUUAAAAAACUGCCUCAAAUUGUUGGUCGGCUAACACAACUGAAGUGCCUGCGCUUUGGCGGUUCCAGUAUGGAGGUAUUGGAUUGCACGAGUUUAACAUCCCUGGAAGAGCUACAGUUGCACCUUGUCUCUCUAGAUUUUCUGAAAGGGCUUGCCAAGCUGAAGGAGUUGAGAAAGCUUAGCCUACACUUUGAAGAGGAGCACGAUAAUAUGUUGUUCAAAGAUUUGAUGGGACAUGUUGCCAAUCUGCAAAAACUUAAAGUCAUAAGUUUUAAUUGUAGGCAUCGACCGCAUCCUCAGCCGUGGUCCAACUACGAUGGCUCUGUGGCCCUUGGGCACCUCCGUCAUCUGACAGUGAAUGGCCUGCUUCCUGGGCUGCCAGUGUGGAUUAACUCCUCAUGCCUCCUGAACCUCUGCCACUUGCAUAUGGAACUGACGGCUAUGAAAUCGCAGGAUAUGGAGAUCCUCGGGAGGUUCUCAGAGCUCAUUACUCUGACCGUUCUUCUCUAUGAUUACAUGGUUUUCCCUACCGCCAUGGAGGAGGGUGCAUUUCCCAAGUUGAGAUACUUGGAACUGAAGAAUUCUAACCAGCCCAGAUUUGUACGGGGAGCAAUGUCCUGCCUUGAGUGUUUUAGGAUAAUAAUCGGCCUAGAAGGGACCAAUGGCUGGGACUUCCAUAGCCUGGUGAACCUCCCUCGUCUUGAGAAAGUUGAUGCUGAAAUCCUAGGCUACACUGGCAGGGGUAUCGGCGAAGACGAGCUGCAGGCACAUGAGUCGUUGAAGCAGGCACAUGUGUCGUUGAAGCAUGCAGUUGAGAUCCAUCCCAACCAUCCCACACUCAAGAUCAGAAAAGUAGUUUCUUUUCUCAUGUUACUUGUAAAAAGAGAAUUUCACUUGUUUUGUGAUUUCCAUUUUCAUUGUCACAGUCCAUGCAUGUGUAUUGAUAAAAUUCAUGUUUCUGUACCACAAUUUUGUACAUAG
Molecule: messenger RNA, 2940 nt
Organism: Triticum turgidum subsp. durum (durum wheat)
Lineage: Eukaryota; Viridiplantae; Streptophyta; Magnoliopsida; Poales; Poaceae
Source: the annotation of a GenBank genome assembly